AUGCCGAUUCCACCCGCGAUUCUUACCCCGGACUUCUCCACCCCGACCGAGUCCGUGUACCCUUCCCCGCUCCGCCAGACCCUCGGCCAGUCGGUGCAGUACAUCAGGACGAGCACGCCCCCACCGGAACCGAAGGGUGCGCAUGGUAGUGCAGAUGUGACCGCACAACAGCCGAACGGUGUCGUGCUAACACCUCCGCCGACAACUGUUAUCGAGGCUUCCAAGCGCCUGGCCGCCUGGACGGCCGUGGAUAGACAUGUCCUCCCACAGUACAAGGUCAUUGGUAUCGGGUCUGGCUCGACCGUUCCUUACGUCGUCGAGCGCAUCGUCGCACAGGGUCGCGAGAUGAACAAGGACCGAGUGUUCAUACCGACGAGCUUCCAGUCGAAGGAGCUCAUUGUGAAUGCGCAUCUGUUGCUCGGUGAUGUCGACCAAUAUCCCAUCAUCGACAUCACGAUAGACGGUGCCGACGAAGUGGAUGAGACGCUCAAUUGCAUCAAGGGAGGAGGAGCGUGCCACUUGCGUGAAAAGGUACUGGCAGAGGCGGCAGACACCUUUAUCAUUGUCGCUGACUACCGCAAAAACUCUGACGUCCUUGGAAGGAACUUCAAGCAAGGCGUGCCUAUCGAGGUCGCCCAGUUCGCGUACGCCAAGCUACUGCAAAACGUGCACCUGCUAGGCUCGCCCAAUGCCGUACUCCGAAUGGCGCAGGGAAAGGCGGGCCCGGUCGUGACUGACAACGGCAACUUCGUUAUCGACGCCCCCUUCCCCGAGGAGAUGAUGAAGGACCCGUACACGCUGUUGACACGCCUCAAGAUGCUCACGGGCGUUGUAGAAGUCGGGCUGUUCUGCCACAUGGCCAAGGCAGCGUACUUCGGCAAUCAGGACGGUAGUCUCACUGUCAAGUGGCACGACGGUCGGAUCGAGAGGAUCGAUGCUGGUUCAAGUCCGGUACCUCAGCCUGCCGAAUAG
Messenger RNA from Laetiporus sulphureus 93-53, 972 nucleotides. Its product is annotated as ribose 5-phosphate isomerase. Bases 1 to 972 code for a protein of 323 amino acids. The transcript is spliced from 9 exons. NCBI's taxonomy places the organism in Eukaryota, Fungi, Basidiomycota, Agaricomycetes, Polyporales, Laetiporaceae. Gene Ontology annotation, molecular function: ribose-5-phosphate isomerase activity. The record is from RefSeq and is a predicted model, not a curated record. Gene Ontology annotation, biological process: pentose-phosphate shunt, non-oxidative branch; D-ribose metabolic process. Gene Ontology annotation, cellular component: intracellular membrane-bounded organelle.